Messenger RNA from Acomys russatus (golden spiny mouse), 2357 nucleotides. RefSeq names its product F-box and leucine rich repeat protein 2 (gene Fbxl2). The transcript has 16 exons. NCBI's taxonomy places the organism in Eukaryota, Metazoa, Chordata, Mammalia, Rodentia, Muridae. Gene Ontology annotation, cellular component: SCF ubiquitin ligase complex. Bases 1 to 1614 code for a protein of 537 amino acids. The record is from RefSeq and is a predicted model, not a curated record. Gene Ontology annotation, biological process: SCF-dependent proteasomal ubiquitin-dependent protein catabolic process. Gene Ontology annotation, molecular function: protein binding.
AUGGCUACCUCCAAGCCCACCUUGAGGCCGGGGCGGGGCGCCGGGCUGGCGUCACCAGGACAACGGGCGUCGCCGGCGCCGUGUGACUCCGAGCUGUGGGCGCGCUCGCGGCCAUGGUCCGGCGUUGGGGGUGGUGGUGGAGGGGCGCGCACCGGGACGCUGUGCUCUCUGACGCUCCGCGUCUUGAUCACACACCCGGGACCUCCACUCUGUGGACCACCCCGACGCCGUGACGCUGUUCGGCCGGAGCGUGCCCGGGAAGCCACCAGAGGGUGUGGUUACAUAGAUACCCACACUCUUCAGUCUGCGUACUUCGGAUUGCUUUUAUGCCAUGAUGUCAAUACCGUUUUCUCAAGCAAUGAUGAUGGCCUUAUCAACAAAAAGUUACCCAAGGAACUCCUGCUAAGAAUAUUCUCCUUCUUGGAUAUCGUAACUCUAUGCCGAUGUGCACAGAUUUCCAAGGCCUGGAACAUCUUAGCCCUGGAUGGAAGCAACUGGCAAAGAAUAGAUCUUUUUAACUUUCAAACAGAUGUAGAGGGCCGAGUGGUGGAAAACAUCUCUAAGAGGUGCGGAGGCUUCCUUAGAAAGCUCAGCUUGCGUGGCUGCAUUGGCGUUGGGGACACCUCCUUGAGGACCUUUGCACAGAACUGCCGAAACAUUGAGCACUUAAACCUCAAUGGCUGCACGAAAAUCACUGACAGCACGUGCUACAGCCUUAGCAGAUUCUGUUCCAAGCUGAAACACCUGGACCUCACCUCCUGCGUAUCCAUUACCAAUAGCUCCUUAAAGGGCAUCAGCGAGGGUUGCCGGAACCUGGAGUAUCUGAACCUCUCCUGGUGUGACCAGAUCACAAAGGAAGGCAUUGAGGCGCUGGUGCGUGGGUGCCAGGGCCUGAAAGCCCUGCUCCUGAGAGGUUGCACGCAGUUAGAGGAUGAAGCUCUGAAACACAUUCAGAACCACUGCCAUGAGCUCGUGAGCCUCAACCUGCAGUCCUGCUCACGCAUCACUGAUGAGGGUGUGGUGCGGCUCUGCAGGGGCUGCCACCGGCUGCAGGCUCUGUGCCUCUCAGGUUGUGGCAACCUCACGGAUGCAUCUCUCACAGCCCUGGGCCUCAACUGCCCCAGACUGCAAAUUUUGGAGGCUGCCCGAUGCUCCCAACUGACUGAUGCAGGCUUUACACUCUUAGCUCGGAAUUGCCAUGACCUGGAGAAGAUGGAUCUUGAAGAAUGCGCCCUGAUCACCGACAGCACCCUCAUCCAGCUCUCCAUCCACUGUCCCAAGCUACAAGCCCUGAGCUUGUCCCACUGUGAGCUCAUCACAGAUGAAGGAAUCCUACACCUGAGCAGCAGUACCUGUGGACACGAGCGGCUGAGGGUCCUGGAGCUGGACAACUGCCUUCUUGUCACUGACGCUUCCCUGGAGCAUCUGGAGAACUGCCGGGGCUUGGAGCGCCUGGAGUUGUAUGACUGCCAGCAGGUCACUCGUGCAGGCAUCAAGCGCAUGCGGGCUCAGCUUCCUCAUGUCAAAGUCCAUGCCUACUUCGCUCCAGUCACGCCCCCACCAGCAGUGGCAGGAAGUGGACAUCGACUGUGCAGAUGUUGUGUUAUACUCUGACAGCAGCCGCUUAGGCCAGGGGCCCCGCCCUCCACGUUAGACCAGUCUCCUGGCUGCUCCACCUUCACCCAAUCUUGAUUCUCCAUGGGGAAAGCAUUACAGGUAAAAGACUUCAGCACAGACUGCAGAAACUGGUGAUACCAUUCACCUUAACCUUGCUGGGAUGUAAGCAAAUCAAGGCCUGGGUCAGUCCUAUGUGGCAAGGGUGGUGUGAUGCAGCCCAUCAGAGGUAGGUACCUAACAAGGCCCACACACCCUUACACGGCUUUGUCAGCACCCUACACACAGACCUUCAGUGUUAGCACAACCUGAGCAGAGCAAAAGAGCCUCCUGUUGGUGUUCUGCCUGAUCCUUCAGCCAGUGGCCUACUAUAAUUCAUAGCAAUUGCUGAUUUCAGGGCCUGUCCACAUUGAAGACUUAAUAGCACCUUUAUCAAUGUGACUGACUAUAUACUGCAAACUCAGAAUGGUUGGUAGUUUCAUGUGUAGAAAUGUGUGUGAAAGGCAUGUUAACAAAUUUCCAUAAGACACCAAAGAAACGAAGACUCUAAGCUGGGUGGGGCAGGAUCUUUACCUUUCUGUUUGUGUCAACUUGUCAUACCCAACUCUAGGGACCAAAAAUUUAAAAAAGCAACCCACUUUGCAUUGAUCCACUGGAGAUUAUAAGAUCAGCCAUAUGCUACAGCAUAUAGUGCAUUUUUGUUAAAGGAAAAAAGCCAAUUAUGUUCACACUUCUCAAAAAUU